Messenger RNA from Capsaspora owczarzaki ATCC 30864, 897 nucleotides. RefSeq lists its product as hypothetical. Lineage: Eukaryota; Filasterea; Ministeriida; Capsasporidae. The transcript is spliced from 2 exons. The coding region runs from base 90 to 590 and encodes 166 amino acids. The record is from RefSeq and is a predicted model, not a curated record.
ACACAACGCUGUUUAUUUCUCUUUUUUCUUCCCUUUCCUUCCCUUUCCUUCUCUCCCGUUCUUCGUUUGCGCUUUUUCCUGUUUCUUGGAUGUGGUCGCUCGUCAUCACCGCCGCGCUUCUUCUGGCAGCCGCGGGUCGUGGCAGCGCUGACACGUGCGUGGCGACUGCCGGCUUCAAUGCGCGGAUGAGCAGCCCGAUCAGCUUCUACAAUGUGGCUCUGACGACCUGCGCCGACAGCGUCGACCCGUGCCCCGCUGGCUAUACCUCGUGCGUGUACAAGGCACACAGUCCCCACGGCAUCGAGCAGUACACACUCUACUGCACGCACUGCGUGAACAUUACCAACCCUUGCUGCGAGGGCUCGGAGCGCCGGCCGUCGGAUGAGUACAGCGGGCUCUGUCCCCUGUGCGCGCCGGUUCUCGAGUACUGCCCCGAGUUCGUCGAGAACGGUCGGAUGGACGGCACCACACUCAUUUGCGACGCAGGCUACCAGUGCAACGGGGAAAACACCAACGGCAGCAACUCUUGCAUGUACGUGCAGUGCAGGCCGAACGGGACGAUCAAUCGCUCGUGUGUUCCCCGCCGCUGAUAUCCUCCGAGAGUCGGGCGCGGUUUGCCAGCUUGUUCCGCAAAGACCACAAACCCCUUUUUCGUUGUGGGGGCUUUCUACUUUGGCCGCAGUACUUGCCACUGUGUUCUUGCGUCAAGCUGUUGAAUCUCGUGUUGGAUUGGGCGGAACUGUCGAUUUCGGUGCAUCUGAGCGUUGCGGUGUUUGUACAGUGCUGCUAAAGUGACAAGAACUUUAUGAGCAAGAAUCAAUCAGCGUGAAUCAAGUUUGGAAAACACAGACGACGAAGCGCAAACGCAACCAAGGACUGUGCGGGUGGCAAUCCGCC